Molecule: messenger RNA, 900 nt
Organism: Lagenorhynchus albirostris (white-beaked dolphin)
Lineage: Eukaryota; Metazoa; Chordata; Mammalia; Artiodactyla; Delphinidae
Product: Fc receptor-like protein 2
Exons: 3
Coding region: 1-900 (299 amino acids)
Cellular component (GO): membrane
Source: RefSeq, a predicted model, not a curated record
AUGUCUGGAGUGUUCCUGGAGACCCAGCCCCAGGGGGACCAGGCGGUCGAAGGGAAGAUGCUGGUCCUUGUCUUCUCUGUGGCUGAAGGCACAAGGGACACCAUGUUUUCCUGGCACAGAGAGGACACGAGGGAGAGUCUGGGACAGAAAAGUCAGCGUUCCCAGAGAGCAGAGCUGGAGAUCCCUGUUAUCAGGGAGAGCCACGCAGGGGGCUACUACUGCACAGCUGACAAUGGCUACGGCCUCAUCCAGAGCGAGGUGGUGAACGUCUCCAUGAGAAUUCCAGUGUCACAUCCUCUCCUCACUUUCAGUACUUCUGGGGCCCAGGCCUUCACUGGGGACAUGGUGGAGCUUCGCUGUGAGAACAAGAGAGCAUCUCCCCCCAUCCUAUACCGAUGUUAUCAUGAAAAUGUCACCCUGGGGAGCACCUCGGUGCCUUUUGGAGGAGGAGCAUCCUUCAACCUCUCACUGACCACAGGGCAUUCUGGGAACCAUGCCUGUGAAGCUGACAGUGGCCUGGGGGCCCAACGUCACGGGAAGGACAAGUCCAACAUCUCCUUCCACAGUACUAAACAUCCACCCAAAAUCCGCUUGGUGAAUGGUGCCCACCACUGCAAUGGGUGGGUGGAGGUGGAAAAGGAAGGUCUCUGGGGCACUUUGUGUGAUGAUGGCUGGGACAUGAAGGAUGUGGCCAUGGUGUGCCGGGAGCUGGGCUGUGGAGCAGCCAGACACACACCUGCAGGCGUGUUGUAUCUGCCAGUGGCAGAAGAUGACCGACCUUUAUUUAUUCAGGUAGCCCUGUGCAAUGGGACAGAAGAGGCCCUGGCUGAAUGUGAACAGGUGGAGACCUUUGACUGUGGGCACGAUGAGGAUACAGGCGUAGUGUGUGAAGGUGGGUGA